AUGGACACAUACCUCAAGGCGAGCGGUGGCUCUAUUGCUUCUUCCCCGGCUGCUGUGUUUUCGAUACGUAAUCUCAACUCUGGUCUGAUUCUGUUUGCGACCAUUAACAUCACAUUGCUUCCACUUGCCGGCGCUCCAUUAAUGGGACGUGUAUUUAAUCAGCAAAAUCAAUCCAGCGUCUUUCAAAGUCUGUACGAACGCCCGGGUGGCAUGAUCGGUCCAAUAUUCAUACAAAGGAACCCUCCCGGUGUCAUGCUGGAACGAGCUGCAGCUUGGUACACUUCAUGGGCGUGGAAUAUGUCUACCGAGCCAAUGGGAGACCAACGCAAUUGGAUUCUCGAUCGGAAGACCUUGUCAGAACGCGGCAACUUCUCUGCAAACGCUGUAAGGUUGCAACAGGAGAUCAGCUGCACAGGGUGGAGAGCGAGACCCAAGAAGUGGAAAAACGGGAUUCUAACAUUCAAUACAAGGAUGAACAAUUCCGAAAAUGGGCGGUCUGAGAGAGAUCAACAUUCUACUGCUAUUAAAGUUCGAAAUGAGGACAAACUUGCUGUUUGGGCGGACGACUACGUAUUUGAAUCACCAACAAAAACCCGGGCGACGCUUGUUUUCGCUGCGAUCAAUGGUUCGGUCGUCGGAGGUGACACCACAACUAUGGAGGAGUUCGGCAAACAAAUCACCAGUAUAGCGUGUCAAAUAACUAUCGAGUUUGUGGAUGACAUUCUCACUGUCGGAAUCGCUCCCGAUGCAGCGAGAGCACAAUUAGGAAGCGUUGCACAGCUGAGAAACUCCAGAGGCUUGAACGAAUUGGCGCUCUGGUUUGCUAUAUCACCCGUUGGGAACGGGGCUAGCGUCUUCGGGACAAUGCCGAUGUAUGAUGCUCCUUGGGGCGAGAUUCCACUGCGAUUUACUUCUACCAACGAAGGCUUGAACAAAGGUUGGGAAGUGGAGAAAAUUCGACAUUUUAUCAGCGUUUCAAUCGGAGCCACUGCACUUCGCACAAGUACUUCGCCCGAUGUCAAUCCCGUAACAAUGCGUUCGAGCGCCCACACACUCAAACUGGAUCCAAAUCGGCCACUACUCUUGCUUGUACUCCCUGUUUUAAUACUCAUCAACGCAGCAUUCCUAGUCUUAUGGAACGCACGACUAUAUCGGCAAACCAAGAUUCCAUGUUAUCAGCAGGCGAAGCUGAGCGAGAUCUUGACGUUCUCUCAGUCCAAUGACCUCAGAGAAGCGGCAGAAUCAGCGUGGCGUAGUAAAGGAGAAAAGAACGAACUGGAUUCUCUGGGGGUACGCUACUGGUGUGAUGAGGGUGAUUGGGCUUUGCAUACCGUGAACGCUAGGUCCAAAGGUCAGAAGAAGUCGCGCAGACAAUCACUAGCUGGUUACGAGCUUGUUAAUCGGAAUUUAUGA
This is a messenger RNA of Alternaria burnsii, 1413 nucleotides long. RefSeq lists its product as uncharacterized. The record is from RefSeq and is a predicted model, not a curated record. The transcript has a single exon. Bases 1 to 1413 code for a protein of 470 amino acids. NCBI's taxonomy places the organism in Eukaryota, Fungi, Ascomycota, Dothideomycetes, Pleosporales, Pleosporaceae.